GCCCUAUCUCUCGCUCGCUCUCCACCUGAAACCCUCGAUUUCGAGAUUUGUCGCAGGAAUCGGCGGUCGGCUCCGGGGAUUUCACAGGUGAUGAUCCGAUUCUCUCCCGACCUCUUUCUUGUCGAGCGCCGUUGGUUUCUGACCUGAUUUCUGCGAAGUGGGAGGGGGCUUCGUAUCUUCUGUUGCUCUCUGGUAGUUUGGGUUUAUUCUGAUGGCAUCAGUCUCUAGUCAACCACAGUUUCGUUACACACAACCCCCAUCCAAGGUGCUUCAUUUGAGAAAUUUGCCAUGGGAAUGCACUGAAGAGGAACUAAUUGAACUGGGGAAGCCUUUUGGCAAAGUUGUUAACACAAAGUGCAAUGUCGGAGCUAACAAAAAUCAAGCUUUUAUUGAAUUUGCGGAUUUAAACCAGGCGAUUGCAAUGAUCUCAUAUUACGCAUCAUCCUCUGAGCCUGCUCAAGUGCGUGGAAAGACCGUCUACCUGCAAUACUCCAAUAGGCAAGAGAUAGUGAAUAACAAAACCACAGCGGAUGUUGCUGGCAAUGUGUUAUUGGUAACAAUUGAGGGCAGUGAUGCACGUCUGGUCAGCAUUGAUGUUUUACAUUUGGUCUUCUCAGCUUUUGGGUUUGUUCACAAGAUUACUACCUUUGAGAAAACUGCUGGAUUCCAGGCCCUGGUGCAAUUUUCGGAUGCCGAAACUGCUUCUUCUGCAAAAAAUGCCCUUGAUGGAAGAUGCAUUCCUAGCUAUUUGCUUCCUGAGCAUAUGGGUCCAUGCACCCUCAGGAUCACAUAUUCAGCCCACACAGAUCUGAGUGUGAAAUUCCAGAGCCAUCGGAGCAGGGACUACACCAAUCCAUACCUUCCUGUUGCUCCAUCUGCUAUAGAUGGCAGUGGUCAGUUGAGUGUUGGCUUGGAUGGGAAAAAAUUAGAACCUGAGAGCAAUGUCCUUCUCGCAUCAAUAGAGAAUAUGCAGUAUGCAGUAACAUUGGAUGUUCUUCACAUGGUCUUUUCAGCUUUUGGACCUGUCCAGAAGAUUGCCAUGUUUGACAAGAAUGGAGGGGUCCAGGCUUUGAUUCAGUACCCUGAUGUUCAGACAGCUGUAGUUGCAAAGGAAGCUUUGGAAGGGCAUUGCAUAUAUGAUGGGGGAUUUUGCAAACUCCAUAUCUCGUAUUCUCGCCAUACAGAUCUUAGCAUAAAGGUUAACAACGAUCGGAGCAGAGACUACACAAUUCCCAACACCCCGAUGAUGAAUUCUCAACCUUCAAUACUAGGGCAGCAACCGGCUUCAGCUGUUGGCGCUGCGCCUCAGCAGUAUGGUGGACUUCAGUAUGCUCAGGCUCCCGCUCAACCCACAAUGCAUCAUCCACCCCCUGCAGGCUGGGGUCCGGUCCCUGCAGCUCAGUCCAUGCCUAUGCAAGGUCACAACCCACAGUACAUGCAACCGGGGACCGUGCCUUUCCAGAUGGGCUCUCAGAUGGGCCCUGGAAUGAUGCAUGGCCCGAGCCACCCUGGUUUGCCGCAUCCGCCACCAAUGCCUCCAUAUCAGUCACAAUAGCACUUCUUUCUUUGCUCGGUGCUACAGGUGUGAUGGCCCUUGAUUGAUGCAAUUCCUGUGGGCCUGAAGCUCUCUGGUGGUAUCCUUUUCUUAGUAAAUUUUUUUUGGGGAGAUGGGUGCGGUGCUCAUGUUAUAAUUUCAAACUAUGUUGGGGAACUGUAGCUUGCCAUUUGAUUCGGAGGUUUUAGAUAUUUACUUGUUCAUCAUAGAGACGAUUGACUUUCUGCACCAAUUCGUGAAACCUGUAAAUGAGUUGGGUUGGA
Molecule: messenger RNA, 1818 nt
Organism: Syzygium oleosum
Lineage: Eukaryota; Viridiplantae; Streptophyta; Magnoliopsida; Myrtales; Myrtaceae
Product: polypyrimidine tract-binding protein homolog 2
Exons: 11
Coding region: 212-1555 (447 amino acids)
Biological process (GO): regulation of RNA splicing
Cellular component (GO): nucleus
Molecular function (GO): mRNA binding
Source: RefSeq, a predicted model, not a curated record